This is a messenger RNA of Necator americanus (New World hookworm), 516 nucleotides long. RefSeq lists its product as uncharacterized. NCBI's taxonomy places the organism in Eukaryota, Metazoa, Nematoda, Chromadorea, Rhabditida, Ancylostomatidae. The coding region runs from base 1 to 516 and encodes 171 amino acids. The record is from RefSeq and is a predicted model, not a curated record. The transcript has 4 exons.
AUGACAGUAGGUAAGUACUUUGGUGCGUGUGGUGAGGAAGAAAUUACUGUCAACGUACGAUAUUUGUGUAUCGAGGGUGUGAAAGACAAACGGAAGAGUAGGGAGAAGGAGAAGGAGGAAGAGAAGAAGAAAGAGGAAGAGGAGGAGGAGAAGAAGGAAGAGGAAGAGAAGGAGGAAGGGGGGGGGGGGGGGAGGAAAACGAGGAGGACUGAGGAGAAAGAGAAGGAGGAGAAGAACGAGGAAGAGUGGAGUACACGUGACAUGUCUUACUGUACUUGUGAUGAGGAUUCAGUCAUUCUCUUGGGGGAUAUCAGGCUGCCGUCAACUGGCACCGAACCGUCAGUUGUGCAUAGAAGAGAGAAGAACGCAAAGCAAAAUAGACAGCAAGCACAUGAGGACGAUGACUACAUGUUUGACGCAGUGGAACCGUUACCGCCACCGCCACCGGCACCACCACCAACACCAACACCAACACCAACACCACCACCACCACCACCACGGGAAGGUCGUACGUAG